AUGGCUGAUAUUUUGAACAUUGUCGGUGAGCCGAUCUUUGACGAUCGCAUCGUCAAGUUUGAAUUUCAUACGUACAAUCCAUACGCCAAUACAACGUUUGGACAUAGCGACGAGAUACGAAUACCUAUACAGCAGCAGGAUUUAUACACGUUGCCAUGCGAAAGUUUUCUCUACAUUGAAGGAAGAUUGACUGUGAAGAAGAAGGAUGAUGAGACGCCAACAACGCUUGGAAAUAAUUGCAUAGCGUUCAUGUUUGAUGAAAUUCGGUAUGAACUCAAUAGUGUGGAGAUUGAUCGCAACAGAAAUGUUGGAAUUACCAGUACCCUCAAGAACUAUGUAUCGUUGACAUCCGACAUAACGGAAGGUUACUUUAACUUUUGCGUACCGCUCAACAUGCUGUUGGGCUUUUGCGAGGAUUACAAACGCGUGAUUGUUAACGCUCGUCAUGAAUUGAUUUUGAUACAAGCGCGCAACGAUAACAAUUGUAUACUGGGAAAUUCAGCGACGGAACCGGAGCUUGAACUGAUCAAAGUGCAAUGGCGAAUGCCUCAUAGUACGACGAAACAUUCAUGGGCUGUCAAAACGGCGACUCAACUCGAGAAGCCGCGUUACGUUAUCUUUGCUCUUCAGACCGGUCGAAAGAAUAUCAUGUCUCAAGAUGCGAGCGUGUUUGAUGAUUGUAAAUUGAGUAAUGUGAAGCUUUAUCUCAAUUCAGAGUUUUAUCCGUACGGUGAUUUGAAUCUCGAUUUCGACCAAAAGGGAUACGCUCUCCUGUUUGAUAUGUACGCGCGUUUUCGUAAGGCAUAUUACGGAAUCGACUGCUUCGAAACGCUGCUCAAUGUACUUUCGUUUAUCGAGAAAGGACCUUUGCUGUCAUUGACUGCUCGCGACAAAACGAAUCCGUCAAGAGCGCUACCGUGGAUGUACGAAUAG
Messenger RNA from Cyphomyrmex costatus, 933 nucleotides. RefSeq lists its product as uncharacterized. The coding region runs from base 1 to 933 and encodes 310 amino acids. The record is from RefSeq and is a predicted model, not a curated record. Lineage: Eukaryota; Metazoa; Arthropoda; Insecta; Hymenoptera; Formicidae. The transcript is spliced from 3 exons.